Molecule: messenger RNA, 816 nt
Organism: Procambarus clarkii (red swamp crayfish)
Lineage: Eukaryota; Metazoa; Arthropoda; Malacostraca; Decapoda; Cambaridae
Source: RefSeq, a predicted model, not a curated record
AUGUGUGUACCGUUGCUUUUAUUAACCACUAAUGGUGUAAUUUCCGUUGUUGCUACCCACUCUCGGUUUUCACCCACCAACGGUAAGAUAAAACCAGGACAUCAACAGAAGAACAUCAACAGAAGGACCUCAAGAGAAGGACCUCAACAGAAGGACCUCAAGAGAAGGACCUCAACAGAAGGACAUCAACAGAAGGACAUCAAGAGAAGGACCUCAAGAGAAGGACCUCAAGAGAAGGACCUCAACAGAAGGACAUCAACAGAAGGACCUCAACAGAAGGACCUCAAGAGAAGGACCUCAAGAGAAGGACCUCAACAGAAGGACCUCAAGAGAAGGAACUCAACAGAAGGACCUCAACAGAAGGACAUCAACAGAAGGACAUCAACAGAAGGACCUCAAGAGAAGGACCUCAACAGAAGGACAUCAACAGAAGGACAUCAACAGAAGGACAUCAACAGAAGGACCUCAAAAGAAGGACCUCAAGAGAAGGACCUCAAGAGAAGGACAUCAACAGAAGGACAUCAAGAGAAGGACCUCAACAGAAGGACAUCAACAGAAGGACAUCAACAGAAGGACAUCAACAGAAGGACCUCAAGAGAAGGACCUCAAGAGAAGGACAUCAACAGAAGGACCUCAACAGAAGGACCUCAACAGAAUGACCUCAAGAGAAGGACCUCAACAGAAGGACAUCAACAGAAGGACCUCAACAGAAGGACCUCAACAGAAGGACCUCAACAGAAGGACAUCAACAGAAGGACCUCAACAGAAGGACCUCAACAGAAGGACCUCAACAGAAGGAUAUCACCAGAAGCAUGA